GGUUCAAGUCUUCUCCUCUUCUUAUUUAGCUGCGCGCACGACUCCUCUCCCCUUCCCUUCUCCUCCCUUCCUCUCCUGAACAAAAGGGCGGCUUGCUGGCUAGCUGCCUGCAGCCAACCGCGUAGUCGCCGUCGCCUUCUCUCCCUCGGCUGCCGCCGCCGCCUCGGUCGCUUCAGCUGUAGGGAGGGCGGGAGGCUCCGGUUGGGGCCUCUGCCUACCUUCAACCAAAGGCCAAUUAUUUAUCAUGGAAUUUGAAUGCACUCUUUGACAAUUGCUGAUUGAGGAGCACAAUUGCGGGUGCCUGCUUUUAGGAGUCUAGAUAUUUUCAAAUUUAAAAGGGAAGAACAUUGAUCUGGCACUGGCACCAUCUCAGCUACCGGAAGGCCUCAAUGUCCAAAGUUUUGGAAAGAAGUUCACCCAGUGGCACCACACCUACGAGUUCAUCUUCACCUCCAGAGUCAAAAAAGCACAAGAAGACCGUACCACAUUAUCUCAGAGCUUCUAGAGGCUCAUGCCACGAUUUAUGCAAGUAUGGACACAAAAAUCCUUCUGAAGAGGAGCCAAGUUUUUCAAGAGGAAGAAGAAAGAAACUUCCUGCCCAUCUGAAUAAUUUGACACUGCACAGAUCAGCUAUCUUAGAUAGGUCCAAGGAUGUCAGGAACAGGAGUCUUUCACUAGCCAAGUUGAGUAUAUCUCUGGGUGAAUCUGAACUGAUUGCACCCAAGAUAACAUCAGCAAAUCAAAAAGGUGUUGCAUCCAAUGAGCAUUUUGUUCUGCGGGCUGCUACAGCAGCUGAUCAUAAAAAAAUGACUUCUGAUGGCAGAAAGAAGCAUUCAAUUGUUGCACAGAAGGCUCCAACAAAUCUAAGGGAUUCAAAUGGAGUUCCAAAAUUUGAUAAAAAAACAAAAAUGCCAACCAAGGCGGCCAUAUUUUCUGCCAAGUCAAAGUUUCCAGAGAAGACUGUGCCCGAGAAUUCCAGCACUGUGGACAAAGUUACAACAGUUAAGCAAUCAUUGCUUAAGAGGCCAGCUUCAUCUCCCACUAAGCUCGACAUGAUUAAACAGGUGCCUGUUUCAUCUCAGGCUUCUAGUCAUUAUCCACCAGCAACUGUUACUAGAGUGCAUGCAAAACCUGGACGAAGCCCUACGAGGUCAAGCAAUUCAAAUAUAAAUUGGAAGGAAGGCUUGGAUAUGUCCAGAUCAUCCUUCUCUGUGGAACCCAAUCUGACUGCUUCUGUUGAAGUACAAGAAGACGAGGGGCAAGUUACAGGCUAUUAUGUCGAGUCUACGCUAGCAGAACUGUCUUCAGAUGCCAUAGAAUGUGCAGCCAAUUCUCAACCAGCACGAGAAGAAACAAGUAGAUCCAUUUCAGAGGAUGAUGGGGUGGGAAGCACUGAAAAAAGUGAAGUAUUAGCGGGUGAAGCCCUCCUGGCAAUUGCCAUUGCUCUUCAGAUGAAGCAAUCAUUAGAUGACCAAGAAUUCGGUGCAGUGCUAGGUGAAUCUGAUCCAGAACAUAAACUAGCAGAGCAGAAUGUUGUUUGUGGUCGAGCUUCAGAGGAUAAGGACAGCCAAACAGAUGAUCCAGCUCUUUGCCAAUUAUCAGAACAAUUAACAGCUGUGGAAACUGCAGAUGUAUAUGACCCUGUAUUAACUGAAAGUAAUUCAAAAAUCGAAGAUGAUCAAGUUAAAGUCAAUGCAUCUGUGGAGUCUAUAAUCGCUGAAGGUAAGGAAGAAGUGGGAGUUCAAGAAGAUUUUGAAAGAUCUCCAGAACUACUGGCACUUGAUGAAAAACAUGCUGAGAAGCCUGAGUCUUGUCUGGAGUUUGCUUCCAGAAAUGCAGCAGAGAAUGACAAGGCUGAUGAAGUUUUUGACGGUAGAAUGAAUAACUGUGCUUCUCACUGCCAAUCAAUUUCAGAAACUUCAUCAGAUUGUGGACUUCUGGAGGAGCCCAAGCCCAUGUUAAUUGAACCAAGUGAUUCUUCUGUUCAUGAGUUAGCAAGUGUGAGUAAUGAAAAUACCUUCGAACAGGAUGGACUGAAAUCAAGGAUUUUUAUUCUACAGUCACCAGAAGAACUAUCAGAUGAUGAAUUUUAUGAAGAAUAUGACUUUGAAUUAAGUGAAUCAGAUGAAUCUGGUACAGAAGAUGAAGAGGCAACAAUCAACAGAAGUAGGGAUGAAUCUUUAAAGGCUGGUGACCAAAGACCAAGAAGAAUCUCAGCACUUGAACUGGAUGAUUCUAGUAUCACACCUUAUAAAUUGAAGUUUAAGAGGGGUAAAAUUUUAGAACUCCCUCCAGACAGUAGUGGCCCAAGGAGACUGAAAUUUAGAAGAAAGGCUGCAAAUGAAGUUUCAAAUCGUGAAAGCCAACCAGCAAGAAGGAUUUACAAGAGGAACAGCAAAAAUAAUGCUGUUCCUACUAACCCAGAUGUGGAAUCUCCUGGUAUGAAACUGCGACCCCAAGAUACACAAGAGAAGAAAGAUGCACAAGGAUUGUUCAAUAGCGUAAUCAAAGAAACUGCAAGCAAGCUAGUGGAGUCCAGGAAAAGCAAGGUAAAAGCUUUAGUUGGUGCUUUCGAAACAGUGAUCUCUCUCCAGGAUGGCAAACCCACAUCAUCGACACCACAAGCUGGUAAUUCACAAGAUUUAGUUCAUGAUGAUGAGGGAAAUGCACCUAAGGAAGCUGAAUAGAACAUGCAUGUUUUUCAAAGGUUGCCAUGUUUGCAUUCAUCUUUUGGACUCCUUUUCUUUUAUCGGUUCUGGAAUUCAGCCUGAUGCAGAAGAUUUUGUAAGUUUGUACAGCAUAAUUACCAUGUAGAAUAACAGUUGUUGAAAAGGUUUACAGACAAUAUAUAAUCAAUGCGUGAGUGCUUUGAAGUUUACCUCAUUGUAAAUCAAUUGAGACACUGGAGGACCAAGUGUGCUUUUGUUCGGCUUGGAUUUCCUAGGUGCUACAUUAGAAGAGUUGGUUUUGCUGCA
This is a messenger RNA of Phragmites australis (common reed), 2975 nucleotides long. RefSeq lists its product as uncharacterized. Gene Ontology annotation, molecular function: calmodulin binding. The transcript has 3 exons. Bases 390 to 2687 code for a protein of 765 amino acids. Lineage: Eukaryota; Viridiplantae; Streptophyta; Magnoliopsida; Poales; Poaceae. The record is from RefSeq and is a predicted model, not a curated record.